Myripristis murdjan (pinecone soldierfish) is the source of this 1556-nucleotide messenger RNA. RefSeq names its product alpha-2 adrenergic receptor. Gene Ontology annotation, cellular component: plasma membrane. Bases 1 to 1302 code for a protein of 433 amino acids. Lineage: Eukaryota; Metazoa; Chordata; Actinopteri; Holocentriformes; Holocentridae. The record is from RefSeq and is a predicted model, not a curated record. The transcript has a single exon. Gene Ontology annotation, molecular function: alpha2-adrenergic receptor activity; epinephrine binding. Gene Ontology annotation, biological process: regulation of vasoconstriction; regulation of smooth muscle contraction; platelet activation.
AUGGAUUCGUUUAACGCCAGCGGAAUGGAUGCGUUCACGGUGGUCCAGCUCAAUGCCUCCUGGACGCUGGACAGUGGAUACUCUCUAGCAGCGAUUGCUGGCAUUGCUGCCCUUGUAAGUUUUCUCAUCCUGUUUACCGUUGUGGGAAACAUACUGGUAGUUAUAGCGGUGCUGACAAGCAGGGCGCUAAAAGCCCCCCAGAACCUCUUUCUGGUGUCUUUGGCCACCGCGGACAUCCUGGUCGCCACUUUGGUGAUGCCGUUUUCUCUAGCAAAUGAACUUAUGGGCUACUGGUAUUUCGGAAAAGUUUGGUGUGGCAUUUACCUGGCUUUGGACGUCUUGUUUUGCACUUCAUCCAUUGUGCAUCUGUGCGCAAUAAGCCUGGACCGGUACUGGUCCGUCACGCAAGCCGUAGAGUACAACCUCAAGCGGACCCCUAAACGUGUCAAGUGUAUAAUCUUAAUUGUAUGGCUUAUAUCUGCCUUUAUAUCCUCUCCGCCGCUGAUAUCGAUCGACAGCAAUAAUGACAUUAGCUCUCAGCCUCAGUGUGAGCUGAACGAUGACACUUGGUACAUCCUCUCCUCCAGCAUUGCAUCCUUCUUUGCUCCAUGCUUAAUCAUGAUCCUGGUGUAUAUCAGAAUAUACCAGGUGGCCAAAACCAGAACCAGAAGCAUGUCGGGAAAGAAUCCCAGGCCAGAUGGUGCUACCCAAACAGAGAAUGGACUGAGCAAAGCCACCUCCCCUUUUCAUGGAGAGAGAGAGAAUGGCCACUGUCAGUGCCCACCUACGCCCAGCCAACGCACCGUCACCAUCGGGCACAAGACAGAGGAGGCUGACAUGGAGGACAGCUCCUCCUCAGAGGGCAAAGGUCACAAAGGCCAGAACCUGAACUCCAAGAGGACCAAGAGGGCCAGCAGGAAGAACAGCUCCCUCUCCAAAAACUCCAGCCGCAUGUCCAGAGCCAGCAACAAAUCCAUGGACCUGUUCACCUCCAGGAGGAAACGUCGCAGGAGCUCGGUUUCCAGGAAAAAGGUGUCCCAGGCCAGGGAGAAGAGGUUCACCUUUGUCCUGGCCGUGGUCAUGGGGGUGUUUGUCGUGUGCUGGUUCCCCUUUUUCUUCAGUUACAGCUUGUACGGUGUGUGCAGGGACUCCUGUAAGAUACCCGAGCCGCUCUUUAAGUUCUUCUUCUGGAUUGGCUACUGCAACAGCUCCCUCAACCCUGCCAUCUACACCAUCUUCAACCAGGAUUUCCGCCGCGCCUUCCAGAAGAUCCUGUGCAAGUCAUGGAAAAAGUCCUUUUAGAUCUGAGGGGGGAUUACUGUGCCGCCGUUGAUCACGACAAUCUCUCAGCCAUAUGACAUUAACAAGGAAAUAUCAAAGUGAGAAACACAAACCGAUCGUGUCCCAUUACUGACACCCUUUCCUACUGUUCAGUCUCAUUGUCCUGUUGUAAUUCAGUCACACCAGUGCACACCUUGAACCUCCUUACUGGGUGUCUCACAUGUAUUUGCAUCCAAGUUUCUGGCUUCUUACAGGCUUUCCCAUUCACGUUAUUG